Molecule: messenger RNA, 3423 nt
Organism: Wasmannia auropunctata (little fire ant)
Lineage: Eukaryota; Metazoa; Arthropoda; Insecta; Hymenoptera; Formicidae
Gene: Esp
Product: sodium-independent sulfate anion transporter
Exons: 13
Coding region: 1335-3326 (663 amino acids)
Biological process (GO): transmembrane transport
Cellular component (GO): membrane
Molecular function (GO): sulfate transmembrane transporter activity
Source: RefSeq, a predicted model, not a curated record
GUUAAAUUAAAAUGGCAGGAAUUAAUAAUGUUUACGGGGCUGCGACUGCUUUUGUGUUAUACCACGAGGAAUAUUUGUCUUACACAGUUUAUCAUGCGAUAGUUUCAUGAUCAAACCUGCCAGUUAAACGAUCGAUGAGUUAUCAACAUCUAAGAUACGCUACUCGUACCUAAAUAUUCUAGUGUAUUUACUAUCGCCGUAUCAAUCAUCCGAUCCGACAUUCCCGUUUUUACAGGAAAACAUUUUACCUUACAGGUGUUCCCCCUCCCCCCACGCACACAAACACACACACAUACACACACACACACUCGAUACGUGAUAUUUCCACCAUUCGAACGGCUGUCCUCUAAAAGCAACGAUUACUCAGCGCAUAAGGAAAGUCCACUUAUCCUGUGACACACAUAAAUAGGGAAAAACGGUUUUACAUCGCAUUACCCAUAGCGUUCUCCAUUGAAUUAUCAUUUCCCAAUCUGGGACUUCUGCGAAAUAAAUUCACGCAGCUAUACGUCUUUCACGAGACGGAUUAGUGUCAAUCGUAUUCGUAACUGCGUGGACGCACGUGGACGUGUCGCGGGGAAAAGAUUCCGUUCCGCGACGAGGAAAAAGGGGAAGAGAGCGUUAACUCGCAGCCGCGAAGAUAAGAAUAAUACAAACACUUUCGCGAAAUUCUCGAUACUCCUCGCGCGGAAGCACGUGCGAAACGAAGGGAAAGUUUGCUCCCGCGAAUUACGAAUAUUCGAGCAAAUAUUUUAAAAGAAUCGCGCUGAGUAAUUCAGAAAAGAAUGAAGGAUAUCAGAGCCGCGAAUAGCAGCACGAACUCGCAAACGUGCGACGAAGAGAAAUUAAAGUGAUUGAUAAUAUAUUUGCCACGUCGAUUCAUCUGUUUACGACGAAUCAGUAUUAAUAAAACAACACGUGGAUAUUUUAGUCACCAUUGUUAAUAGUCAUAUUAUAAAGAAUUGAAGCGUUUCGAUUCCAUUGCGAUGUUUGAAUUUGCUUCACCAUAGAGUUUACUUUAUUCAGCUACGUUGCUGUUAUUUAGUUUAAAUGGAGGAUCAAGCACGUAAACCAGGCAGGCAUAAAUACAGGAUGGACUAGUACGAUGUAAACAAACACGACAGUCGUCAGUACGAUUUCGUAUUACGACAGUGGACGCGUUUCGUAUCUGAUCGAAAAGUUGAAUGUCCUCUGCGUACAUCGUGGAAUCCCGAGUGACGCAAGUGCAUCCCGCUCCAAGCAGUCUCUUCUACGACGGGACGUCCGGAAAUCAAAUUUUCCAAGUAAGGCAACGUGUUCGACUGGCCCGACUUUGAGAUAACUCAAGUACUAUCAGAAUGAAAGACAGUAACAGCCCGGUGGACAGCAGGCAGGACUUGGAGGGUGGCUACGUGAACCACGGCUUAAGCGAGUCCACCAACAACGUGGAUCUUAUUCACUCGUUUCAAUCUCUUCAGAAUACGCACGGGAACCAUCGCGACAUACAGGGCUCCUCAGAUUUCAUCUUGAUCGAAGAUCCGGGGGAUGACGAGGGUAAGCAGAAGGAAAGUCUCCUGAAAUCGGUGCUGGAGCACACGAGGCGGCGUGCCAAGGCCAUAUGCACGAAGAAGACCCUUUACAAGAGGCUACCGAUCUUGAACUGGUUGCCAAGGUACAAUGGUCAAGAUGCACUCGGAGAUCUGGUGGCCGGGAUCACCGUGGGCCUCACCGUCAUUCCUCAGUCGCUGGCGUACUCGAACGUCGCCGGUUUACCGCCGCAGUACGGUUUAUACGGCAGCUUUCUGGGUUGUUUCAUCUACGUAAUUUUUGGAUCUUGCAAGGACAUACCCAUGGGACCCACUGCCAUAAUAUCUCUGUUGACUUAUCAAACAGUGUCUCACUUGGACUCCCCUGUGCCGUAUGCGAUUCUAUUGACCUUUUUGGUCGGAAUCGUGGAAUUAAUAAUGGGUAUAUUUGGACUCGGAUUUCUAAUAGAUUUUGUGUCCGGGCCGGUAAGCUCCGGUUUCACGUCGGCGGUGGCUUUGAUAAUCGCCACAUCGCAAGUCAAAGACAUCCUCGGUAUUCCUGCCAAGGGUUCUCAAUUUAUUGAAAUGUGGCAGAGCAUCGGAGGGCUGAUACAUCAGACAUCCGCCUGGGACGUCACCCUAGGAGUAUCCUGCAUAGCACUGCUACUAAUUCUGAGGUUAUUAGCCUCAUGGAAAAUCGGCCCGAAGAAGGAGGAGCUUCGUACCACGAAACAUCGUGUCGUGAAUAAAAUCAUCUGGCUGAUCAGCACCUCGCGAAAUGCACUUUUGGUAGUAAUUUGCGGUUUACUGGGCUGGAGCUUCCACGACAACUCGCCCGUCAGACUGAUUGGCUACAUACCGGGAGGUAUGCCUGCCGUGCAAAUCCCACCGUUCGGAUUCACGAAAGAUGACAACACGACGGUCACAUUUAUCGAGAUGCUCGGUAAUCUGGGCAGUGGCAUCGUCGUUCUACCGCUCAUCUCACUAAUGGAAGAUAUCGCUAUCUGUAAGGCAUUCGCCAACGGAAAAUCGGUGGACGCCACGCAGGAGCUGAUAGCGAUCGGUGUGUCAAACAUCGGAAAUUCCUUCGUGCAGGCUUUCCCGGGCACGGGAUCUCUCAGCAGGAGCGCGGUGAACAACGCUUCCGGCGUCAGGACGCCGCUCGGCGGCAUUUACACCGGUGUGCUGGUAAUUUUAGCUCUGCAAUUCCUCACCCCGUACUUCAGUUUUAUCCCACGCGCCAGCCUGGCUGCGAUUAUUAUCGCCGCGGUCAUCUUCAUGGUCGAAGUCAAAGUGGUGAAGCCGAUGUGGAGGACGAAAAAAUCGGACCUCAUCCCCGGGGUGGGCACGUUCAUCGCGUGUCUGGUGCUGCAACUGGAGAUCGGCAUCCUCUGCGGAAUCGGGAUAAAUAUUCUCUUCAUCCUGUACCACGCUGCCCGACCGAAAAUAUCCGUGGAGAAGCUCAAGACUCACGACGGUAUCGAGUACCUGAUGCUGACACCGGAUCGUUGCCUGAUCUUCCCCUCGGUGGACUACGUCCGCAAUCUCGUGACCAAGUACAGCCGGCGCGCCGAGAGCGGCUCGACGCCCGUGGUGAUCGACUGUUCGCACAUCUACGGCGCGGACUUCACCGCCGCCACGGUCAUCGAGAUCCUGACGAAGGACUUCGCCAGUCGGGGGCAGCCGCUCUUCUUCUACAACCUGAAGCCGUCGGUGUACGCCGUCUUCGAGGGCGUCGAGCCCACGGACUUCGUCGUCUACUACAAUCAGGAAACGCUAGACGAUCUGCUGAAGGAGAAGGGUUACAUGAAGCAGGUCAAAUAGAAACCCCGCCGCGGAACAGUCGAGGGAUAUCCGUUUCCAAUCGUGAGAGGCGCAUUUCGUACUUUCAUACAGCGUGUUUCUCGAGACUGUUGUCCAA